Molecule: messenger RNA, 1353 nt
Organism: Heterostelium album PN500
Lineage: Eukaryota; Evosea; Eumycetozoa; Acytosteliales; Acytosteliaceae
Product: redox-regulated ATPase YchF
Exons: 6
Coding region: 1-1353 (450 amino acids)
Cellular component (GO): cytoplasm
Molecular function (GO): ATP binding; ATP hydrolysis activity; GTP binding
Source: RefSeq, a predicted model, not a curated record
AUGUUAAAGAUAUCAUCGAACCUUUUUAAAGGUGGUGUAACCACUCGUUUCAAUAAUAUAAUACCAAUCAAUAACUGCAGCAGCUCAUUCAUUGGAAGAUACACCUAUGCAACUGAAACACCAAAGGAAAUAAAAGAAGCAAAAGCAUCUUAUUUUGUAAAGACAAGGGGUAGUUGUAAAUCUGCUGGUAUUGUAGGUUUACCAAAUGUAGGAAAAUCGACAUUAUUUAAUGCAUUAACUAGUUCACAAGCUGCAAUGGCUGCUAAUUUCCCAUUUUGUACAAUUGAUCCAAAUGUAGGAUUAGUAUUUGUCCCAGAUGAAAGAUUAGAUUUAAUUUCAAAAAAGUUGAAUACAAAGAGUAAAGUUGGUACACAGUUGGAGUUUGUAGAUAUUGCAGGUCUGGUAAAGGGUGCUGCCGAUGGUGAAGGUCUAGGAAAUAAAUUCCUUGCAAACAUUCGUCAGGUUUCGCUGAUUGUACAUUUGGUUCGUUGUUUCGAAGACUCUAAUAUUACACAUGUUCACGACGCGAUCGAUCCAGUCAAGGAUUUGGAAACGAUUGAGAUGGAGUUGAUUCUAGCAGAUCUCCAAUCACUCGAGAAAAUCAUAGCGGAGCCAAAGAAGCGUGCGACUCCCGAGCAAACACUGCGUCACGAACUGGCAAUCAGAAUUAGAAAGUCGUUGGAAGGCGGUUUGAUGGCAAGAGAGAUUGUUAUCACCGAUAAGGAGUGGCCGGCAUUCCAAUCGUUGCAUUUGCUGACUGGCAAGCCAAUGUUGUACACUUGCAACGUCGGAGAGAGCGAUGCCGCCACCGGCAAUAAAUACACCGAUAUGGUGAAGCAGUACUCGCAGAAGCAAGGACUGGAGUUGGAUCCAGUGGUUGUCUCUGCGAAAAUAGAAUCAGAGGUGUCGCUACUGGAGAGCGACGAAAUGAAACAGGAAUUCCUCCAACUCUACGGUCUGGAGAGAAACGGAUUAUACAAGGUUAUCAAUGGUGCUCGUCAAUUAAUGGGUCUCCAAUCAUACUACACCGCCUCCGAAAAGGAGUGUCGUGCUUGGACCAUCCCAAUCGGAACCAAAGCCAAACAAGCAGCAGGUGUCAUUCACACUGAUUUCGAAAAAGGUUUUAUCAAAGCAGAUUUAGUCAAAAAUGUGAUGGAUAUGAUUAACCCCAGGGUUAAUGUCACAAGAUCAUGUGGAUUGGACGGUGGACAGUUUACUGUAACUAUCUCCUAUCAAGAUUUCAUUGAUAACAAUUGCGAUGAUAAGUUGGCAAAAGAAAAAGGAAAACAAAGAAGUGAAGGUCCACUCUAUGAAGUGAAAGAUGGUGACGUUUUAUUCUUUAAAUUUAAUUGA